AUGGCAAGAAUUGGCGACGGAUGGAUUUACACCGCAUCACCUAAUGAUAUUCUCAAUGAAGACAUUAAUGUUGUCCCAAAAGAUUCACCUGAUAACAAUGAGAGUGGACAAUGUUGCACUUCCGAGAAAUGUGUAUCGAACACGCCAAAGGAGAAACAAUGGACUGAUCAAUCGUUGCUUUUGAAUGAAAAUAUUCAAAUUUAUUUAGCGAAAUCGAAUGUACUUCAACGAGCUUCAUUUCUAAAUAUAAUUCAACAACGGAAAAAACAAGAAAAAAAGCAAAUCGAUCGAUGUCUUUCGAUAUUUGAUAUUCAUUAUGGUAUGCAAAUGAAAUUUCGUCAGGAUAGCCAUAUAAAUGGCUCAUCAAUGAAUACCUACAGUUCCAUAGGCAGAUAUUACCGUUGUUUAAGUGAGGAGCGUUAUGCCAAGGACCAUUUACCUUGUGUACGACAUCGACGUCACAAUCAAGAAUAUGAAGAAAGACGAUCGAAUCAACUGUCACAGAGUUAUCAAGAACCGUGUGUUAAUUUCAAUAAUACGAAAUUUCCAAGAAUUAAACUAACGAAACAGUAG
Molecule: messenger RNA, 573 nt
Organism: Adineta ricciae
Lineage: Eukaryota; Metazoa; Rotifera; Eurotatoria; Adinetida; Adinetidae
Source: the annotation of a GenBank genome assembly